CCAAAAAGCAUUCAAUAUUCAUUAUCAGGCGAGAUAACAGUUGGCGAUACUCACUUCGCCAGCCAAAACAUUCGAGGGCCCCAUUGAGCAGAGCUCAGACGUUUGCGAGACUCCGAACCGAACAGAACUACAGAAAAACUUCGAUUAAAAACGGCUGUGGCAACAGAACCGAAAGAAAUCUUUGGGCAAAUAUUUGCCAAUUAAGAACCGUCGACGGCGCGUGUGUCUGUGUGAAGUGGGGGUGACGUGAAAUUGGCCAGGCCGAAUAAAACCAGCCAUGUCCGAAUUUGUGCGGCAACAUGGCGAGUAUGUGUGGGUAAGGCCGCAGAAUACAACCAGUGAAUUUGCGGUGCCAUUUGGGGCUCGCAUUGUGCGAACGGAGAAAACGCAGACCCUAGUUUGCGAUGAUCGGAACAAACAGUUCUGGGUGCCAGCAGGAGAUGUCCUGAAGGCCAUGCAUAUUACCUCCCAGGAGGGUGUGGAGGAUAUGAUCACAUUGGGAGACUUACAAGAGUAUACCAUACUGAGGAACCUGCAGAAUCGCUAUGCCAAGCAGUUAAUCUAUACGUAUACUGGUUCUAUGUUGGUGGCCAUCAAUCCCUACCAGAUUCUGCCCAUCUACACGAAUCGGGAAAUUCAGCUGUACAGGAAUAAGUCCCUAGCUGAACUACCUCCUCACAUUUUCGCCAUUAGCGACAAUGCCUUUCAAAGACUGCAAAGACUUAAGGAAAAUCAGUGUGUGGUUAUUAGUGGAGAGUCGGGUGCCGGGAAGACAGAGAGCACCAAAUUGAUACUGCAGUACCUGGCCGCAAUUAGUGGUAAACACUCCUGGAUCGAGCAGCAAAUUAUAGAGGCCAAUCCCAUUAUGGAGGCCUUUGGAAAUGCCAAGACGGUGCGAAAUGACAACUCAUCAAGAUUCGGAAAGUACAUCGAGAUUAGAUUCACACCAGAGGGCGCCAUUCAGGGAGCGAGAAUCCAGCAGUAUCUUCUGGAAAAAUCCCGAAUUGUUUUUCAGAGUCGUGAUGAACGCAAUUAUCACAUUUUCUACUGCAUGCUGGCGGGACUUUCGGGUCCAGAGAGAGAGCGUCUAAAGCUGCAGGAGCAGUCUCCCAGUCAAUAUCAUUAUUUGGCCCAAGGUGGAUGCUUCACUUUGCCCGGAAAGGGAGAUGCCAAGGACUUUGCCGACAUUCGGGCAGCCAUGAAGGUACUUUCAUUUAAGCCAGAGGAGGUGUGGAGCAUUCUAAGCCUACUGGCGGCCAUCUUGCACCUGGGUAACCUGAGAUUCACAGCCAUUGAGGUGGCCAACUUGGAAGCAGCUGAGAUAGACGACACACCAAAUCUGCAGAGAGUGGCUCAGUUAUUGGGAAUACCCAUAGCUCCCCUAAACGCUGCUCUCACCCAAAGAACGAUCUUUGUGCAUGGUGAACAUGUGACCACCAGUUUGUCCAAGGAAGCUGCUCUCGAAGGACGCGAUGCCUUUGUAAAGUCCCUAUACGAUGGCAUUUUUGUGCGAAUUGUCCGAAGGAUCAAUGAGACUAUAAAUAAGCAGGUGGAUCGGCCCAUGAAUAGCAUAGGAGUUCUGGAUAUCUUUGGAUUCGAGAACUUUGACAACAACAGCUUUGAGCAACUGUGCAUCAACUAUGCCAAUGAGAAUCUUCAGCAGUUUUUCGUGGGACACAUCUUCAAGAUGGAGCAGGAUGAGUACCAGAACGAGCACAUCAACUGGCAGCACAUUGAGUUCCAGGAUAAUCAGCAAAUCCUUGACCUGAUUGGCAUGAAACCCAUGAAUUUGAUGUCUCUGAUUGACGAGGAGUCCAAGUUUCCCAAGGGAACUGAUCAAACUCUGCUCGAAAAGCUUCAUGUCCAGCAUGGUAAUAGAUCAAUUUACGUCAAGGGAAAAACUACCCAGACAUCGCUUUUUGGUAUUCGUCAUUAUGCCGGCGUGGUAAUGUACAAUCCGUUGGGCUUCCUCGAAAAGAAUCGCGAUUCUUUCAGCAGUGAUCUGAGGACUCUGGUUCAGCGAUCCGCAAAUAAGUAUCUGGUUGAUAUAUUCCCACACGAAAUGCCCAUGGAUACGGCCAAGAAGCAGCCCACUUUGUGCGUGAAAUUCAGAAACUCUUUGGACAUGCUGAUGCGCACUUUGUCGCAGGCACAUCCCUACUUUAUACGAUGCAUCAAACCAAAUGAAUUCAAGGAACCAAAGAACUUCGAUAAGGAGCUGUGUGUGCGACAAUUGCGCUACUCGGGAAUGAUGGAAACCGCUCGCAUUCGAAGGGCGGGCUACCCGAUCCGCCACGCCUACCGUGCCUUCGUGGAGAGAUACCGCCUAUUGGUGCCACCUGUGGGACCUCUGGAAGAGUGUGACUGCCGGAAGGUGGCACGGGAAAUUUGCGAGGCUGCUCUACCCGCCGAUUCCGAUCGCCAGUACGGAAAAACCAAGCUUUUCUUGAGGGACGAGGAUGAUGCCAGUCUAGAACUGCAAAGGUCUCAGCUGAUGCUCAAGAGCAUUGUAACCAUUCAGCGAGGCAUCAGGAGGGUUCUGUUCCGACGCUACAUGAAGAGGUAUCGGGAGGCCAUCAUUACGGUUCAGAGAUAUUGGCGGGGUCGCCUGCAACGUCGUAAGUACCAGAUAAUGCGGCAGGGAUUCCAUCGCUUGGGAGCCUGUAUAGCAGCUCAGCAGUUGACCACCAAGUUCACGAUGAUCCGAUGUCGGACUAUAAAGCUACAGGCCUUGAGUCGGGGUUAUCUGGUACGCAAGGAUUUCCAGCAGAAGUUGCUGGAGAAACGAAAGCAGCAGCAGCUGAAGAAGGAGGAGCUACGCAAGCUGGUCAAGAUUAAGGAGGCCGAGGAGUUUCUGCGAUUGAAGCAACUGAAGGAGCAGAAGGAGAAGGAGCAAAGGGACCUAGAGGAGAAGCGGUUGAAGGAGGAGCAGAGGCUCAAGGCGGAGGCAGCCACCCGAAAUGCCCUGGCCAUGGCUGCAGUGCAGCAACCUAUGAGAACCAGGUCCCUAAAGAAAGAGGCUCCUAAGGCUCCGACCCUUCAGGCCCGUAUGUCCCUGCCACCAGCACCCACCACCCUGAUAGCAGCCGCCCCACUGGCAGCUCGACCCGCCAGUGCCGCCAACCGAAUAAACACCAUACCCGAGAGCCCAGGAACCAUUGAUGUUGAGUCCUCCAAACAGAUGGUGGACGACGUGUUCCGGUUCCUCAAUGAUGAGCCCGAUGCUGCCUUGAGGAAACUUAAUAACAUUUCUUCUGGCGAUACAAUACGCCUACCUAAGCCAGUACCAAAUAAUAUCGACACUUCAGACUUUAGUUAUUUGAAGUAUGCGGCGACUUACUUCUGCGGUGGAGCCACGCCCCAGCAUGAAAGAAAUCCCCUGAAAAAAUCCCUAUUAAAGCAUGAGCUUCCUGUAGAUGAAAUGGCCUCCAAGGCCAUUUGGUUGACUAUCCUUCGCUUUAUGGGCGAUAUGAUGGAUAUCCCCACCUCGCCUUCUUUUCACUCGUACGACAAUGAAAACCUUAUGAGUGACUUGUCAAGCCUCCUAAAUUCCUCUGGCUCUUAUAAGCCCCGAUUAUUUGUGCGUCAAACCCAAAGACGCCCCGUAAAAUUUAUGGGAAAAGAUCAGAAGGAAGCCGAGGAAUUCUAUCAGCACUGGCUCAACAUUCCCAGUAGUCACCUAGACAAACUGCAUUUUAUUAUAGGACAUGGGAUACUUAAGGAAAACUUAAGAGAUGAAAUCCUGGCUCAAAUCUGCAAGCAGCUAUAUCUUAACCCUAGUAGGAGCUCCUAUUCCCGUGGAUGGUUACUACUUUCACUUUGCCUGAGCUGUUUUCCACCCAGCAGCGACUUUGAGCCACAUUUGCGUAGUUUUAUGAAGCAGGGAACUGCCCAACUGCAGGCCGCUCCUUCCCUGCAGCGUUUGGAGAGAACUCUAUUGAAUGGAUCCCGCUGUCAGCCACCAAGCCUAUUUGAACUUCAAGCCAUCCGAAGUCGUCAGCCCCUCAAGUUGGACAUUCACCUGAUGGAUGGUCAUCAGAGGAGGUUGCAGGUGGAUGCGGCCAGCACAGCUCGAGAGGCAGUGCAUCAACUGUGUCAGGGGUUGGGACUGACCGAUACAUUUGGCUUUGGACUGGUGAUGUCACUGAACGGGAAACUAAUGCCACUGGGAGCUGGUCAGGAGCAUAUACUAGAUGCCAUUUCGGAGUGUGAGCAACGUCAGCUGGACGCCCCUUGGAAGCUCUACCUCCGCAAGGAAAUGUUUGCCACCUGGUAUGAUCCAUCGGUGGAUCCGAAGGCCACUCAGCUCAUCUACAAGCAAAUCCUGAACGGCUUGAAGUGCGGAGAGUAUCGUUGUCGUUCCGAGAAAGACAUAGCUAUGGUGUGCGCCCUGGCCUGCUUUAUAGAACACGGACCCGGGGAGAUCCUUCGGCUGAAACCCUCGGAAAUUACUGCAUUUGUGCCAAGCGAUCUCCUGGCUCCCGGCGAGCGAGCUAUUGAGAACUGGAGUCGCCUAAUCGCCGUCACAUAUGAGAAGAGCUCUUAUGUAAGGGAAGAACAGAAGGACCUACUUUUGGAGGCUCAGAAGAGGGCCAAGGAGGACAUCUGCCUGUUUGCCCACCUGACUUGGCCCAUGAGGCACUCUCGACUCUUUGAAGUAGUUCACAAGAAGGGACCAAAACUCCAGAGUGAUGAACUGAUGCUGGGAAUCAAUUCCACUGGUCUUUUCCUUAUAGACGAAACCGAACAGGUGCUGGCCUCCUGUAGUUUCGGCGAGCUGCUAAAAGUUAGUUUGGAAGCUAAUGAUGAACUGCAUGUGAUGACCUUCCAACACGUCAAUUUUGUGCUGCAGAGCAGUACAGCUCAGGACGCCAACGAGGUGAUAAACUACAUGCUAGAUAAUCUGCGUCAGCGUUCGAGCUACGGAGUGGCUAUUGAUCAGGUCUCAGAGGGAGAUCAAGAGGAUUUCUUGGCACUAUCCCCCGGUGACCUCAUCGAAUUCGAGGCAGGUGUAACAGGUGCCCAAUUACUAAAAGGCAAUCCCCAAGACUGCUACAGGGGUUUUGUCAAUGGGCAUUGGGGUCAGUUUGCUGCUGGAAAUGUUCGCAUUUUGGCCACCCUCACCAAACCAAGCGAAAAACUUCAAGAUAUUUUAAAGGAGGGCAGAUUCGAGGAACCGCCGAAACCAAAACCAAGAGCCAAUCACUCACGACGUCGUCAACACAAUAUCUCUCAGCUGGCUGAGACACAAUUCAGGGAGCCAUUAGAUUCCGACAAGGCUUCCCUCUCAAAGUUUUCGCCUGAGCCACUGAAGGCUCCUCUGCUUAAAGCUGUAGUUAAGGUGCCGCCACUUUUUCAACAAGCAUUGGUUAUUCAUCAUCACAUUCUUAAGUACAUGGGCGACAUAGCAAGGAACAAUCUGCCGGUUAACACGGACCUCAUCUUCCAGCCCGCCCUGCAGCAUCCGCUCCUGUGUGAUGAGCUGUACUGCCAGCUGAUGAAGCAGCUGACCGAUAACCCUUCGAUUGAAAGCGAGAAGCGGGGCUGGGACCUGCUUUACUUGGCCACCGGGCUGGUGGCUCCCAGCGUCCUGGUUAUGAGGGAGCUGAUCAUCCUGCUGCGCAUGCGUGCAGAUGCCCUAGCAGAUGCCUGUCUCAAGCGUUUAAAGCGAUCCCUGGCCCAGGGACAACGGAAACAGGCUCCACAUCUCAUCGAGGUUGAGGGAAUUCAGCAGCGCUGCCUGCACAUCUACCACAAGAUAUAUUUCCCCGAUGAUACAGUUGAAGCCUUCGAGAUCGAAUCGCACACCCGGGGAGCAGAGCUCAUAGCGGACAUAGCCCAUCGGUUGGAGCUCAAGUCGGCGGUGGGCUAUAGUAUUUUCUUGAAGACAGGCGAUAGAGUUUAUGCCAUGCCAGAGGAGGAUUUUGUAUUUGAUUUCAUCACCCAACUAAUCUACUGGCUAAGGCAGCAAAAGACCGUACGCUCUAUCUCAGACGGCCACUACCAGCUGCACUUUAUGCGGAAGUUGUGGCUCAACAAUCUUCCAGGAGAGGACCCGAAUGGAGAUGUGAUCUUCAGCUAUCCCCAAGAGCUGCACAAGUACUUGAAGGGCUACUAUCCCAUCGAUUGCGAGCAGGCCUCGCUUCUCGCCGGUCUUGUGUACAGUGCGGAUCAUGACGUUAGCUUGCAGAGGCUGCCGGAAGUGCUGCCACGUUUAGUACCAGAGGAUUUGAUACCCCUUCAAACUGUGGCUGAGUGGAGGCAACAAAUCAUGCCAAAACUCCAUCGCGACCAUUUGACUGAGGAUGAUGCCAAGCUACUAUUCCUUCAGGAACUCUCGCAUUUCUCUUGUUUCGGUUCCACUUUCUUUGUGGUGAAGCAGCAAAACGACGAUACCCUUCCGGAAACGUUGUUAGUCGCCAUCAACAGUUCGGGAUUCCAUCUUCUGGAUCCUCAAACCAAAGAGAUCCUUCGCAGCUACGAGUACUCCCAAUUGGGCAUUUGGAGUUCGGGCAAAAACCACUUCCACAUUCGGUUCGGCAACAUGAUCGGAGCCUCGAAGCUGCUGUGCAGCACCACUCAAGGUUACAAAAUGGACGACUUGCUGGCCUCUUACGUGAGGUAUUUUAAUGAAAAUGUGUAAACGACGUGCUCGUUACCAAAAUAAAACGUAUUCU
Molecule: messenger RNA, 6677 nt
Organism: Drosophila subpulchrella
Lineage: Eukaryota; Metazoa; Arthropoda; Insecta; Diptera; Drosophilidae
Product: myosin-VIIa
Exons: 10
Coding region: 278-6643 (2121 amino acids)
Cellular component (GO): myosin complex; cytoskeleton
Molecular function (GO): cytoskeletal motor activity; protein binding; ATP binding
Source: RefSeq, a predicted model, not a curated record